AUGAAGUACCCUAUAGUGCCGCUGGUAAACGACCUCACAUUUUCAUUCCUGUUUUUCUGGCUUUGCCUGCCUGUGAGUGUGCUGUUGUUCUUGGUGAUCGUCUGGUUACACGUCUUACUUAGCCAAGAUUCACAGGAAAAUGACUCGGAUUUAUGCUUCACUUGGGAACCCUGGAGCAAAGGCCUGGCCGAGUCUUGCCAGGAGGGGACACUCCACAGCCAAGAGGAGGAAUAG
Castor canadensis (American beaver) is the source of this 234-nucleotide messenger RNA. It is a transcript of the gene Adig, whose product is annotated as adipogenin. The record is from RefSeq and is a predicted model, not a curated record. Gene Ontology annotation, biological process: white fat cell differentiation; brown fat cell differentiation. NCBI's taxonomy places the organism in Eukaryota, Metazoa, Chordata, Mammalia, Rodentia, Castoridae. Gene Ontology annotation, cellular component: nucleus; cytoplasm; lipid droplet.